GGGCAGUGAUGUCUUUAUAACUUUGGUUGAUGCAUCUGCCUUUACCAUAUUUUGCACCUAAAAACGAAAAUUGUAGUAAUUCGGAAGGCAUUUUCUCUCUCUACCUGAAUCUGAUCUCCCUGCAAAACAACUCUGUAAAUCGUGUUAUACAUAUGCACCGCAAAGUUGAUUGAAUUUUGUGAACUCGCGAUCCAGGUUAAAGGUGAAGACAAUAGGAAAUGGAGGGCGGAUUUACGGCGGAGGACUUGUCGACGAUCGGCGGCAUAGCCACCGUCUCGCUGCUGCACUCCUUCAUCCCGACUCACUGGCUGCCGUUUUCCAUUGUCGGCCGCGCUCAGAAAUGGACGCUUUCUCGCACUCUUCUCGUUACUGCAUUUGGAGCAGUAUUGCAUGUCCUGUCCACUUCGCUACUCGGCAUAACAGCAGUCACCAUAACAAACACUAUAGCAGGAGAGGAAACUGUACAUAAACUUGCAUCUUUGUUGCUCGUUUUUCUUGGUGGUGGUUACAUCGUGUUGUUCCUGGCUGGAAAGGGUGGUCAUAGCCAUUCUCACAAUCAACCUAUGGAAAAAAUGGCUGUUGCUGGUCUUGUUCUCGUCCCUGCAUUGUCUCCUUGUGCAACCACUCUUCCAGUAUUUCUUGCUGUUGGAAACUCAUCCUCGAUGAUGGUGCUUGCUAUCAUAGUCCUGUUAUUCAGCACGAUAACUGUAAUGACAUCACUAGUGGCCCUCUCAUUCUACGGUGCGAGUCAGCUCAAGUUCCACUGGGUGGAACGCUAUGACAAGCUUCUUGUGGGAUCAGUUCUAUGUUUAGUCGGAGUUCUGACCCUCAUUUUCCAUGAUCACGAUGGAGAAGCCGGUUCAACCGGAGAGCAUUUGCAUCGGAAAAUAAUCUCUUUGUAAGGAUAGAAGGGAUGCUUUCCGUGUGUCUAAGUUUUGAGGUAUGAAGACUGCAACUGAUGAUGCAAAAUAGUAAGAACUGUAAAACUUCUUUGUCUUGUUCAAUCGGAAACCCCUGUGAUCCACGAGCUAAUAUUGGAAGUUCUUGCUUUCUUGAUCUUGAUCUCGAUCUUCGGCCUCGAAACUGCUGCAUUCCACCCUUGCAUUGUGUUGUGAUGUAUAGUGAUGGUCAAUCUUUUGAGCUGUGGCUUACUUCUUGUAACCUUCUUCUUCUUCUUCUUCUUCGAUUUUAUUUUAAGAAAACCUGUAACCUUAGAUAUGAUGCAAAUCGAUCUUGUUCUAUAUAUCUUUGAUAAAAGAUUUCUCAGUGAUAUGAGUGAUUACACUUUUCUUU
Messenger RNA from Salvia miltiorrhiza (redroot sage), 1293 nucleotides. RefSeq lists its product as uncharacterized. Bases 219 to 902 code for a protein of 227 amino acids. The record is from RefSeq and is a predicted model, not a curated record. The transcript has 3 exons. NCBI's taxonomy places the organism in Eukaryota, Viridiplantae, Streptophyta, Magnoliopsida, Lamiales, Lamiaceae.